This is a messenger RNA of Cherax quadricarinatus, 3924 nucleotides long. Its product is annotated as facilitated trehalose transporter Tret1-2 homolog. Gene Ontology annotation, molecular function: transmembrane transporter activity. Lineage: Eukaryota; Metazoa; Arthropoda; Malacostraca; Decapoda; Parastacidae. The record is from RefSeq and is a predicted model, not a curated record. Gene Ontology annotation, biological process: transmembrane transport. Gene Ontology annotation, cellular component: membrane.
GUCUCGGUUGUGACUGGAGACGAGUGAGUGGUGGUGGUGCCCAGGAGUGUCCACAGUGUUAUGUGAUAAACACCAGUGUCUCCCCAGUGAUCAUUAAGAAUGGAAUAACAACAGUAACUAGAAUAAACUGUGUAAGAAGAACAAGUGGCUAACAGUUAGUUACUCAUAGCAAGUUUCGUUUUGUUUCGUGUAGUGUUGAGGGAAGGUACAAUGUCUGCGGUGCAGAAGUCGCAGCUGACAACCUGCGGAGAUCCAUCAGACUCUGCACAGGGGCUAGAUGAAUCCCUUUUAAAAAGAGAGUCAGCUGAGGAAGAUGUCAGUAGUGACAGACACAGCCUCGUUCUCAGGGACAGCGAGGUGUUUACAUCUGAUCGUUCUAAACCUACUGUCCUGCAUCAGUUAAUGGCUACGGUAGUGGUGGCGCUCACACAACUGGAAGUUGGUGCAACAAUUGGAUUUGCAGGAGUAACGCUGCCACAGUUGACGGAUCAAUCCUCGGAUGAUCUCCACUUCAGCACCUUAGAGUCGGCCCUUUUCGGCAGCAUGAUGUUUGUGGGUGCCUUGCUGGGGUCAUUGACUGUCAGUGUACCGAUGGUGAGGUUGGGCCAGAGAGUGACACUCCUGUUUUCUCUUCCCAUAUCCCUCGCCAGCUGGAUUAUCUUGGCUACAGCACCCACAAACUGGGUCGUCCUGCUAGUUCGCUUCUUCCAAGGCAUCACGAUGAGCUUCAUAACAAGUUCCUCCUCGACUUACGUGGCAGAGCUUUCACACAGUACAAUAAGAGGGCGACUAAUGUCGACUCUUGAUCUCUCGCGUCAGAUGGGCAUUCUUGUGGCAUAUGCUCUGGGCAGUUCAAACCUGACUUGGCGGAAAGUAGCAUUAACAUGUGGUUUUGUCAACACUGUAAUUCCUUUUGUUUGUCUGCUGUAUUUACCUAACUCCCCUCGCUGGCUGGCCACACAAGGCUACACUGACAGAGCUCACAAAUCCUUGAUCUUCUUUCGGGGACCAAACUAUGAUGUCCACAAAGAAAUGGAAGACAUCAGAGAUGAGCUUGAGAAAACAACUAAUGGCGGUGGUAAUAUAUUAGACCAGUUGCGACAAAUUAGAAACCCAUUAAUAUUAAGAUAUCUUAUUAUCAUGUCUUUAGUUCUUUUUUUCAUGCACUUCAGUGGAAUAAUAGUGGUACCAACAUACAUUGUAGUCAUUAUAAAUAACGCAGAUAUCAGUAUAAGUUCAUAUUUGUGCGCAGUUUUAAUAGGAAUUAUUCGGGUCGUAGGAGCGUUCUUUUAUGUAUGUAUAAUUGACCGCAUCGAUCGCAAACCAUUAUUUGCAAUGACUUGCACUAUAUGUAGCUUAUGUAUGAUUGGUCUUGGUGUAUACUUCUUUGAUCAAGAUCACGACAGACGUUUCCAUGAUCAAAACUGGCUACCAGUCGUCUGUUUGGCAGUCUACUCGUUUUUCUCUGUUUCCCCAGUUAUAGGUUUAUUUCGAAGUGAAUUAUUUCCCAGUUCCGUUCGUUCUACUGUUGUACCAAUUUUAUACACAUUGUUUUUCAUUGGAGCAUUCACAGCCUUACAGUCGUUCCCUUACAUAGUAUUAACGUUAGGAAGUUAUGGGGCGUUUUGGAUUUCUUCUGGAUUUAGCGUCUUCCUCGCUGUUCUUGUGGUUGCCACCGUUCCAGAGACUCGAGGAAAAACACUGGAAGAAAUAACAGAAUUGCAGAUAGCAAGGAGUAGAAGAAGUAUGAUAAAGCAAGUACUUGGUGAAGAGAAUGCUGGGAGCAGAUGCUCUGUGAAGUGUGAAGUAAGUACUUGAGAGUGGGAGAGAGGGGAGAGGCAAGGAGAGCAGAGGUGAGAAAAGGCAAAAAUAGGCAAGGUGAAAAGGUGCGUGUGUGUCUAUGUACUCACCUAGUUAUACUUACCUAGUUGUGGUUGCAGGAGUUGAGUCACAGCUCUUGGCCCCGCCUCUUCACUGAUUGCUACUAGGUCCUCUCUCUCCCUGCUCCAUGAGCUUUAUCAACCCUCGUCUUAAAACUAUGUAUGGUUCCUGCCUCCAUUGCGUAACUUUCUAGGCUAUUUCACGGUCUAACAACUCUAUGACUGAAGAAAUACUUCCUAACAUCCCUUUGACUCACAGGAGUCUUCAACUUUCAAUUGUGACCCUUUGUUUCUGUGUCCCAUCUCUGGAACUUGCUGUCUUUGUCCACCUUGUUAAUUCCUCUUAGUAAUUUAUAUGUCUUUAUCAUGUCUCCCCUGACCCUCCUGCUCUUCAGUGUCGUCAGGCCGAUUUCCUUUAACCCUUUUUCGUAGGGCACUCCCCUUAACUUUGGGACUAGUCUUGUUGCAAACCUUUGCGCAUUCUCAAAUUUCUUGACGUGCUUGACCAGGUGCUGCAUACUCCAAUAUGGGCCUGACGUAUAUGGUGUACAGAGUCUUGAACGACUCCUUAUUGAGGUAUUGGAACGCUAUUUUUAGGUUUGCCAGACGCCCGUAUGCUGCAGCAGUUAUCUGAUUGAUGUGCACCUCAGGAGAUGUGCUCGGUAUUAUACUCACCCCAAGAUCUUUUUCCUUGAGUGAAGUUUGCAGUCUUUGGCCACCUAGACUAUAGUGUGUCUGCGGUCUUCUUUUCUCUUUCCCGAACUUCAUGACUUUGCAUUUGGCAGGGUUAAAUUCAAGGAGCCAGUUGCUGGACCAGGCUUGUAGCCUGUCCAGGUCUCUUUGUAGUUCUGCCUGAUCCUCGACAGAUUUAAUUAUCCUCAUUAACUUCACAUCAUCUGCAAACAGGGACACUUCUUAGUCUAUCACUCCCAUUAUCAUUUACAUAUACGAAAAACAGCACAGGUCCUAGGACUUACCCCUGUGGAAUUCUGCUCCUCACAGACGCCCACUCUGACACCUCGUCAUUUACUAUGACUCGUUGUUGCCUCCCUGUCAGAUAUUCUUUGAUCCAUUGCAGUGCCUUUCCUGUUAUGCAUGCCUGAUCCUCUAGUUUUUGCAUUAACCUCUUGUGACGAACUGUGCCGAAGGCCUUCUUGCAGUCCAAGAAAAUGCAGCCUAUCCACCCCUCUCUCUCGUGUCUUACUUCUGUUACCUUUUCAUAAAACUCCAGUAGGUUUGUGACACAGGAUUUUCCUUCCCUGAAACCGUGCUGGUUGUCGUUUAUAAGCCUGUGUCUUUCUAGGUCCUCCACCACUCUCCUCCUGAUGAUCUUUUCCAUGACUUUACAUACUAUACACGUCAGUGACACAAGCCUGUAGUUUAAUGCCUUGUGUCUGUCUCCUUUCUUAAAAAUUGGGACUACAUUUGCCAUCUUCCACACCUCAGGUAGUUGCCCAGUUUCAGUGUAUGUGAUGAAGAUUUUUAUUAGUGGCAGACACAGCAUCUUUGCUCCUUCUCUAAGAACCCACAGAGAUGUCAAACACAAACAGCAAAUAUAAAACAGAAACAUACGCCGGUAAGCUGUCCUAAUAUACAAGUACAGUUAGAAAUAGAAAUACAAAUAGCCAGAUCUUCACUUUAAGGAGGUUAUUAGUAGAAUAUUCAAGGGGUUACUAGUAGAAUUACAGUAAAUCAACCAUUCAAAUCACACUAUGAAGCACUGUGUAGUCUGCAGUCAAUCAAGCAAACGGGCUUCCACAUGGAUUACUUGCCAUUUAUGUGGAAAUUGGUGUCAUGCCCCUUGUGCAGAUAUCCAAGAACUAUCUACAAGCAGUAUUAAAUCAGGGAAGUGUUUUUGGGUAUGUCAAAAUGAGAUAAAUCUGUGGACUAAAAUCACAUUGAUAUUAAAAGAGGAUAACAUCAAAGCAGCCUUCAUAGAAAACCUGGAAGCAUUCUAUAACAAGGCUUAUUCCUCUAAGAAAAAGGAGGAGUAGAUGUAAAAUAGAAAGAGACAGGCGCUCCCUUUACAGGCGACGGAAAAGAA